CAGGCCACGCCUUUCCAGCGCACCGGGCCUCUGCCGUUGCUAAGCGGCCUUGGAUACCUGGCGGCAGGAUGCUGGGCGGCGGCGUCAGGUGAAGAUGGUGGUCACUGCGCCUCAGGUAACCAUGGAGAAAGAACUCCGGAGCACCAUACUAUUUAAUGCAUACAAAAAGGAGCUAUUUACCACCAACAAUGGCUAUAAAUCCAUGCAAAAGAAACUCCGGAGUAACUGGAAGAUUCAGAGCUUAAAAGAUGAAAUCACAUCUGAGAAGCUAAUUGGGGCAAAACUGUGGAUUACAGCUGGGCCAAGGGAAAAAUUUACUGCAGCUGAGUUUGAAGUCCUGAAGAAGUACCUUGACAGUGGUGGCGAUAUCCUUGUGAUGCUAGGAGAAGGUGGAGAAUCCAGAUUUGAUACCAAUAUCAACUUUUUGCUAGAAGAAUAUGGAAUCAUGGUUAAUAAUGAUGCUGUUGUUAGAAAUGUAUAUUACAAAUACUUCCAUCCUAAAGAAGCUCUAGUUUCCAAUGGAGUCUUGAACAGGGAAAUUAGUCGAGCUGCAGGAAAAGCUGUGCCUGGAAUCAUUGAUGAAGAAAGCAGUGGCAACAAUGCCCAGGCUCUCACCUUUGUCUAUCCUUUUGGUGCCACAUUGAGUGUCAUGAAACCAGCAGUGGCUGUUCUGUCUACAGGCUCUGUCUGCUUUCCACUUAACAGACCCAUCCUGGCUUUCUAUCACUCAAAGAGUCAAGGCGGGAAGCUGGCGGUGCUUGGCUCAUGUCACAUGUUCAGUGACCAAUAUUUGGAUAAAGAAGAAAACAGCAAAAUCAUGGUAAGCUUUUGUUCUCAUCACAUUAAUGUGCUGAACCAUAAGAGAUGGCCUUACUCCUGUAUUUACAGGAACUCUUGUGAUUUUCAGAUUUCUGACUACAUGAUGCUGCCCGACACAGCCACCCUAUCAGAGCGACUUCGAGUGUGUCUACAGGAGGGUGAUGAGAACCCUCGGGACUUUACUACCCUCUUCGACCUGUCCAUUUACCAACUGGAUACCACCUCCCUCCCUAAGGUCAUCAAGGCACACGAGCAGCUAAAUGUGAAACAUGAACCACUCCAGCUUAUCCAACCUCAGUUUGAGACACCGCUGCCAGCCCUUCAGCCUGCGGUUUUUCCUCCUAGUUUCAGGGAAUUACCACCUCCUCCUCUGGAGCUGUUUGACUUAGAUGAGACAUUCUCUUCUGAGAAGACUCGGCUUGCUCAGAUUACCAAUAAGUGUACUGAAGAAGAUCUGGAAUUCUAUGUCAGGAAGUGUGGUGACAUUCUUGGAGUGACUAAUAAACUACCAAAGGACCAACAAGAUGCCAAACAUAUCCUUGAGCACAUCUUCUUCCAAGUGGUGGAGUUCAAGAAACUGAACCAGGAGCAUGACAUUGAUACAAGUGAAACAGCGUUCCAGAACAAUUUCUGAGGACUGUGCCUCUGGAAGCAUUUUUUGCCUUCUGACUCUUCCCUGUUUGUAAUCUGUUUUUCAAUUGUUCCUCAACUCCUUAUCAAAAUUCUCUAUAUGCUCUUUCCUCGAGAGCUGUGGAAGGUCUGUGCAUUUUGGGUAGUACCUCGAAAGGUAUAAGAUUUCUAAUUUACAAAAUCCUUAUGUAAGAUAUACUCCAUUUUUAAUUAAAUCUGUGUUGAAUCUGUACUUUUAUA
Messenger RNA from Otolemur garnettii (small-eared galago), 1689 nucleotides. RefSeq names its product intraflagellar transport 52 (gene IFT52). Gene Ontology annotation, biological process: intraciliary transport; cilium assembly. Lineage: Eukaryota; Metazoa; Chordata; Mammalia; Primates; Galagidae. The transcript has 14 exons. The coding region runs from base 95 to 1453 and encodes 452 amino acids. The record is from RefSeq and is a predicted model, not a curated record. Gene Ontology annotation, cellular component: intraciliary transport particle B; centriole; cilium.